AUGCUGCGCCAGCUCACCGUGGACCAGAUCAACGACUGGUUCACCAUUGGCAAGACCGUGACGAACGUGGAGCUGCUCGGCUCGCCGCCCGCCUUCCCGGCCCAGGGCGCGUGCGGGGAAGCGGAGUCCGGGGAGCUUCCCGAGGCCCCGGGCCCGGCGCAGGCCCACGCUCCGCGUCCCGCGCGGUCCCCAGCGGCGGCCAGGCCGACCGCGGCUCUCGGGAGGUCACUCAGACAGAGGAGCUCAGAAAUGGAGUAUAUUAACAAAUACAGACAACUUGAAGCAGAAGAACUUGAUAUGUAUGACAGUGAUCAAUCACCCAGCGGGCCAGGUCCAAGGCAACCUCUGGCUAAAUUACAAAAUGUGACAUGCAUUCCAGAGCCAACCUAUAAGUAUCCUGAUUUGCCUAUAAACCGAUGUAAGGAAGAGAUUAUUUCUUUGAUAGAAAGCAAUUCUGUGGUGAUCAUACAUGGUGCUACAGGGAGUGGUAAGAGUACACAACUCCCGCAAUAUGUCCUGGACUACUAUACUCAGCACUCCACCUUCUGCAACAUAGUGGUUACUCAGCCACGGAAAAUAGGGGCCAGCAGCAUUGCUAGGUGGAUCAGUAAAGAGCGUUCCUGGACACUGGGUGGCUUGGUGGGCUAUCAGGUAGGACUAGAGAAAAUAGCAACAGAAGACACCAGGUUAAUUUACAUGACCACUGGAGUACUGCUUCAGAAAAUUGUAAGUGCCAAGAGUUUGAUGGAAUUCACGCACAUCUUCAUUGAUGAAGUACAUGAGCGGACUGAAGAAAUGGAUUUCCUCCUGUUGGUAGUUCGCAAGCUCUUAAGAACAAAUUCACGUUUUGUGAAGGUGAUCCUCAUGUCUGCCACCAUCAAUUGCAAGGAGUUUGCUGACUACUUUGCUGUUCCUGUUCAGAACAAGAUGAAUCCUGCAUAUAUCUUUGAAGUGGAAGGCAAGCCACAUGAUAUUGAAGAGUACUAUCUUAAUGAUCUGGGGCACAUUUAUCACAGUGGGCUCCCUCCCUAUCGCCUGGAAGAUCCAGUGAUAACGAAGGAUAUCUACGAGGUUGCUGUCUCCCUGAUUCAGAUGUUUGAUGACCUGGACAUGAAGGAGACUGGGAAGAAGACCUUGUCAGGGGCCCAGUUUGUGUCAGAGAGAAGCAGCGUAUUGGUGUUUUUGCCAGGUCUGGGUGAAAUAAACUAUAUGCAUGAGCUUCUCACAAACAUAGUUCACAAAAGGUUACAGGUUUAUCCACUCCAUUCCAGUGUGACUUUAGAAGAACAGAAUAAUGUGUUUUUAAGCCCAGUCCCUGGGUACAGAAAGAUUAUUCUGUCUACCAACAUUGCAGAGAGUUCUGUCACAGUUCCAGAUGUCAAAUAUGUUAUAGAUUUUUGUCUGACCAGAACUCUGGUUUGUGAUGAAGAUACAAAUUAUCAGAGUCUGCGAUUGAGGUGGGCCUCUAAGACCAGCUGUGACCAGAGAAAAGGCCGUGCUGGACGAGUGUCUAAAGGAUACUGUUACAGACUGAUACACAAGGAUUUCUGGGACAGCACCAUCCCUGAUCAUGUUGUUCCUGAGAUUUUGCGUUGUCCAUUGGGAAGCACAAUACUGAAAGUGAAGUUACUUGACAUGGGUGAACCAAGAGCACUGCUGGCAACUGCCCUUUCUCCACCUAGUCUGAGUGACAUCGAGCGUACCAUCCUUCUCCUAAAGGAGGUUGGAGCACUGGCAGUUAGUGGGCAGAGAGAAGAUGAAAACCCUCAUGAUGGCGAAUUGACCUUCUUAGGAAGAGUGCUGGCUCAGCUCCCUGUCAGUCAGCAGCUGGGGAAACUCAUCGUGCUUGGGCAUGUGUUUGGAUGCCUGGAUGAAUGUCUCAUUAUAGCGGCAGCUCUUUCUCUGAAGAAUUUUUUCACGAUGCCUUUUCGGCAGCAUCUGGAUGGAUAUAGGAACAAAGUCAACUUCUCGGGUAAUAGUAAGAGUGACUGCCUCGCGCUUGUGGAAGCAUUUAAAGCCUGGCAGGCUUGCAGACAGCGAGGAGAGCUACGGCAUCCCAAGGAUGAACUUGACUGGGGACGGUUAAACUACAUUCAAAUCAAGAGAAUCAGAGAGGUGGCUGAAUUAUACGAAGAAUUGAAGACUAGAAUCUCACAGUUCAACAUGUAUAUGGAUCCUCAGCGUCCUGUAUUGGACCAAGAGUAUCCAUACAAGCAGCGCUUCAUCCUACAGGUCAUAUUGGCUGGUGCUUUUUAUCCAAAUUACUUUACUUUUGGACAGCCGGAUGAAGAGAUGGCAGUGAGGGAGCUGGCUGGCAAAGACCCAAAGACAACAGUUGUGCUGAAGCACAUUCCCCACUACGGAUUUCUUUACUACAAACAAUUGCAGUCUCUCUUUAGACAAUGUGGUCAAGUAAAAUCCAUUGUAUUUGAUGGUGCAAAAGCCUUUGUGGAGUUUUCACGGAAUCCAACAGAGAGAUUUAAGACUCUUCCUGCAGUGAACUUGGCAGUUAAGAUGUCUCAGCUGAAAGUGCCCCUGGAGCUCAGUGUUCAUGCUGCAGAGGAGAUUGAAGGGAAGGUGCAAGGAUGGUCGGUGUCAAAGCUUAGAAACACAAGAGUGAAUGUGGAUUUCCAGAAGCAGACAGUAGAUCCUAUGCAAGUCUCAUUCAACACAUUGGGCAGGCCUCGGACAUUUGCGGAUCUCCUUCUAACUAUUGAUGUCACUGAGGUGGUGGAAGUGGGGCACUUCUGGGGGUACAGGAUCGACAAAAAGAAUGCAGAGCUUCUGAAGAAGCUUACUGAUGAGAUCAACAGACUGAAGCUGGUACCCCUUUCCAUUCACCCGCACUCGGAUUUGGUCUGUCUGGCGCCUUUUGCUGAUUAUAAUAGGGAAAGCUACUUUAGAGCUCAAAUUCUUUAUGUUUCUGGAAAUUCUGCUGAGGUAUUCUUUGUGGACUAUGGUAAUAGAUCUCAUGUAAAUCUAGAUCUUCUCAUGGAGAUUCCCUGUCAGUUACUUGAACUUCCAUUUCAGGCUUUGGAAUUUAAGAUUUGCAAAAUGCAACCCUCAGCAAAGUCUCUUGUUUGUGGUGAGCAUUGGAGUGGUGGGGCCAGUGGGCGGUUUGCCUCCCUGGUGAGCGGCUGUGCUCUCCUGGUGAAGGUCUUCUCAGUUGUGCACAGUGUCUUGCAUGUGGACGUGUACCGCUACUCCAGCUCCCAAGAUGCCAUCAACAUCAGAGACAUUCUUAUCAGGGAGGGUCAUGCUGAACUCGCUGAGGAGUCCUAUGAGUCAAAACAAAGCCAUGAAGUGCUCAAGGGUUUCUUUUCCAAAUCAGUGGAAACCAUGUUGGACGGGUCAGUGCCCACUGUAAUGAAGGACAGUGAGAAGCAUCUCAUCCGAGUUCUGCUGGAGAGCUUUUCUUCCAAUAGACUGGGUGCCCCGAACUGCAAGGCAGUACUCCAUGGGCCCUUUAACCCUUAUGAGCUGAAGUGUCAUAGUCUGACCAGAAUAUCCAAGUUCAGGUGUGUCUGGAUUGAGAAGGAGAGCAUCAACUCCGUGGUCAUUAGUGAUACUCCUGCAGAACAGCACCAGAGGAUGCUGGUGGCAGCUUCUGUCUCAGUCAACGAGACUGGAUCUACCAUGCUGCUAAGAGAGACCUCCCUAAUGCCUCACAUCCCAGGCCUGCCAGCACUCCUCAGCAUGUUAUUCACACCAGUGAUGGAAUUAAGAGUUGAUCAGGAUGGAAAAUCAUAUACUGGAGUCCUUUGUGGUCUGGGAUGGAAUUCAAGUACAGAGGCUCCUAUACUGCCAGAGCAUGACAUUGAGCUGGCCUUUGAUGUGCAGUUCAACAUGGAGGACAUAGUAGAGAUUAAUAUACUCAGGGCUGCUAUCAACAAGCUAGUGUGUGAUGGACCAAAUGGAUCCAAGUAUCUUGGGCCAGAAAGAAUUGCACAGUUACAAGAGAAUGCUCGCCAGAAGCUUCUAGGCUUGUUCUGUCGGUUGAAGCCCAGAGAAAAGAUUGUUCCUAAGUGGUAUGAAAAACCCUACGAGUGGAAUCAGGUGGAUCCAAAGCUGGUCAUGGAGCAGGCUGAUCGGGAAGGCUGCCGAGGGAAGAACACUUUUCUCUACCAGCUUCACAAGCCCAUCGUGCUCAGUCCCUGA
This is a messenger RNA of Jaculus jaculus (lesser Egyptian jerboa), 4158 nucleotides long. RefSeq names its product tudor domain containing 9 (gene Tdrd9). The coding region runs from base 1 to 4158 and encodes 1385 amino acids. The transcript has 36 exons. Gene Ontology annotation, cellular component: intracellular anatomical structure. NCBI's taxonomy places the organism in Eukaryota, Metazoa, Chordata, Mammalia, Rodentia, Dipodidae. Gene Ontology annotation, molecular function: RNA binding; ATP binding. The record is from RefSeq and is a predicted model, not a curated record.